Messenger RNA from Anopheles funestus (African malaria mosquito), 646 nucleotides. It is a transcript of the gene Chrac-14, whose product is annotated as DNA polymerase epsilon subunit 3. The transcript is spliced from 2 exons. Lineage: Eukaryota; Metazoa; Arthropoda; Insecta; Diptera; Culicidae. The coding region runs from base 168 to 557 and encodes 129 amino acids. Gene Ontology annotation, biological process: heterochromatin formation; DNA damage response; leading strand elongation. The record is from RefSeq and is a predicted model, not a curated record. Gene Ontology annotation, molecular function: chromatin DNA binding; protein heterodimerization activity. Gene Ontology annotation, cellular component: epsilon DNA polymerase complex; CHRAC.
AUGUUGCGCUUGACAGCUCACCUUCAUACCGCGGUUCCAAACAUCACGCAAGAAAAACGCGCUUUUUGUGUGCAUAUAAACAAAGUUUUAUCAGCUGCUGUUUGCGUACUUUCAAGCCUAAAACAAUUUAACACAAAACCGAGCAGUUUGCCGUUGCAAACCGUACAAUGGUCGAAAGAAUUGAAGAUUUAAAUCUCCCAAACACAUCGGUGACCAGGCUGAUCAAGGAAGCCAUACCGGCAGAUGUGAAGGUGUCUAGCGAAUGUCGCAUAGCGUUGGCCAGGGCAACAUCGGUAUUCGUGCUAUAUCUCACAUCGACAGCCACGACGGCGGCCCAACUAAAGAAUCACAAAUCCCUUUCGGCCGACCACGUCCUGAAAGGUCUGGAGGAAAUUGAAUUCGAAAGUUUCAUUCAGCCGCUAAAAACCGAACUAGAGAAUUUCAGGAAGAUGAUUAAAUCGAGGAAAGACAAAAAAGCCGCCAAACCCGACACGGACACAACAGUGGAAGAUGCCGUAAUCGAUCUGGAAAAUUUGGAAAACAUGCAAAAUUCAUAAUGACAAGUCCACAAGAGUUGUACACGUUUUAGUAUGUAAGCAGUAAAAUUAUUAUAUUGUAACAAAAACCUCUGCUUUUAUGCAACAAA